Hypoxylon fragiforme is the source of this 1213-nucleotide messenger RNA. RefSeq lists its product as uncharacterized. Bases 381 to 977 code for a protein of 198 amino acids. The transcript has 4 exons. The record is from RefSeq and is a predicted model, not a curated record. NCBI's taxonomy places the organism in Eukaryota, Fungi, Ascomycota, Sordariomycetes, Xylariales, Hypoxylaceae.
AAUUCAGGAAACCGCGAGGCGAAUUAUUGUAAAUAAGAAGAACAUUGAAUAAAGCAAUAAAACAAUAGUUAUUAAGUUCAAAUUAAAAAGUCGACUUCUUUCUUAUUUGAAAGAUUCUUCUUUCAUCAUUUACAUGCAUGUCUCGAGGUUUUAUGUAUGAGUCAAAAGUCAAGAACGAGGGUUAGAGUCAUCAGGUGACUGACUUUAUCAUUCAUUCAAUCAUUCUAUCAUUCUACAUAACUACCUUAAUCAACUGUUCCAUCCACUUCUAAAUUUGUCGCGUCACGCGUCGUCUAUUCCUUAUUUCUGCACUAGGCUGCAGACUAUUCUGGACAAGGAUUAUAUUAAACCUUCAGUCCAGGCCAGGACUAGUUGGGAACAUGUCUACUACACCUAGGUCAUCGUCUCCGACGAAGCAGGACAGAUCAGCCUUUGAUCAGUCAAUGAUGGUUGAGUUGCCAACUCAUCUAGGUGACGGGACCGAACUCAUUGAACCCCCUGAGGAGGACGUGACAGUUAGACUACGCGCACAAUCGCAAUCCCAGUCGCCUACCCGAAAGCAACGUGCCAGACCCGAGCAGAACCAAGAGCUUGCUAGAAUCAGACACUUGGAACGUCAACGCCAGACACGUACGCCGGAGCCGCAGAAGAGACGAAGUAAUAAGUCUGAAAUACAGAGCCCUGGCCACCUAGCUGCAUUCAACUGGGACGACUUCGAGGAGCGUUACGAGAAGGCCCUACAAGAGGCCGACGAACAGGAAAAACAGCUCUUGGAUGACUUUGAUAGUCUUGUCAAGUACUUUAAUGUUUGGGCAACGGCUUCCUCUACCCAUGAUAACGACAGAGCAGUCAAAAGACUACAAACUCGUGAGAGACAUGUACGCCUUUCUGAACAAGCACUGGAGCAGAAGAAAAAGCAUCUAUCCGAGGUUGUAAAGGCUUUCCAGAGUGCUCUGGCAUUGUUGAGCACGACCUGAACAGCAAGUUUAGCUCACAUCCACGUCAGAUGAGAAAUACAUAUAUGUAAGGCGUUGGGUUAGUGAGGUAGGUACCGAUGCAUGAAGGUGGCGUUAGUGUGUUCGCCCUGUCCUCUACGAGGAUCACGGCCUAAUGACUUUACGAUUCUCAUGAACAGUUAAUAGUAUGAAAUUCUAUUUAGAUUCUACUCCUAUAUCCACCUAUAUGUAGUAAUAUAGUAGCUUCGUAAACUGUG